AUGGCUAGCUUCAACCGCAAUUCCCUCUUGGUGCUCCUCUCUCUUCUUCUUCUAAUUACAUUUUCUAAUGUGCCUGAGGUCUAUGGUGCUAAACUCCAUCCCUCAGAAUGCAAACCGAGAUGUAACUACCGAUGCUCAGCAACAUCACACAGGAAGCCAUGCAUGUUCUUCUGCCUGAAAUGCUGUGCUACCUGCCUGUGUGUUCCUCCUGGUACUUAUGGCAACAAGGAAACAUGCCCUUGCUACAACAACUGGAAGACCAAGGAAGGCUCCCCCAAGUGCCCUUGA
This is a messenger RNA of Dovyalis caffra, 288 nucleotides long. NCBI's taxonomy places the organism in Eukaryota, Viridiplantae, Streptophyta, Magnoliopsida, Malpighiales, Salicaceae. The record is from the annotation of a GenBank genome assembly.